Messenger RNA from Cloeon dipterum, 3184 nucleotides. RefSeq lists its product as uncharacterized. The record is from RefSeq and is a predicted model, not a curated record. The coding region runs from base 81 to 3158 and encodes 1025 amino acids. NCBI's taxonomy places the organism in Eukaryota, Metazoa, Arthropoda, Insecta, Ephemeroptera, Baetidae. The transcript has 12 exons. Gene Ontology annotation, molecular function: UDP-glycosyltransferase activity.
UUUCACCAUCGUUUUAAUACUGCAGCGUUAGCAGUCCAUUCAGUCCGUCUGCAGCAGCGGUCGGCAGCAGACCAGCUAUCAUGCGCCGCUUAUUGUUAUCGCACCUCAUUGUCCUAAUUUCUUUGGCUUGGCGAGCUGACUCUUCCAAAAUCCUCGCGAUUACUCCACUGCCGUCGCCCAGCCACGGAAUAUGGAACAGAGUUUUGCUGGAGGCUUUGGCGGAAAGGGGACACCAGGUCACGGCAUUCAUGCCGUUCGUUGGAAAAAAUAAAACUGGAAUCAGCUACUUUGAGAUCGAGGGGACCUUUCCCGAUGAAGGAGUGCUAGACUUGAUGAGUCUCAGCACAAAAGAGCACGUGGAAGCGGUUUGGGAUUAUGCUUCAGCAAUUGGUAUGAUGCAAAUCGAAUCGAGCGCUGCAAAAAAACUGCAUGAACUGUCUGAAAGCGAUGAGAAGUUCGAUUUGAUCAUAUUCGAGCUUUGCUUUGGAGAGCAUUUUGCGUCGAUCUUGCCAAGAUUCAAAGCACCGAUUUUCGCGAUUGACGCUUACGCCGAUGGAUUUUGGAAUUGGGACUUCCUCAACGUGGAUAAUUAUCCCUCGGUUUACGUACAGCCUCUUUUAUCUUACGUAACGCCAAUGAGUUUUUUCGAACGAACGGCAAACUUUCUCACGCUUUACUACGACAAAUACCAUUACGGACAGUAUUUGAAGAAGCAGCAGGCACUCGCUUAUGAAAAAUUCGGAAAUGACGUGGCAAAAAUCGAAGACGUAUUGUACAAUUUGGAGUUCAUGAUCAUCAACUCUGGUCCUCCAGGAGUCGAUCCUGGCAGAAUUUUACCACCAAAUGUCAAGGAAGUAGGCUGUCUUCAGUGCAGGCCAGCGAAUCCUGACAAGCUACAAAAGGAAGUGAAAGAGUUCCUCGACAGUGCGAACGACGGCUUUAUUUUCUUCAGUCUUGGCACAAACGUCAAGAGCAUCAUGCUGCCGCAACAAGUGAUUGAUGGGAUAUUAGAAGUUUUUGGCAAGCUGAAGCUUAAGGUUUUGUGGAAGUUCGAAAGAGACGAUCUUCCAGGAAAACCAAAUAAUGUGAUGAUUAAUAAGUGGCUUUCGCAGCAGGAUGUUCUUGGCCACAAAAACGCUCGCCUUUUUAUCACGCACGGUGGACGUUUGAGCACACAAGAGGCCACCUACCACGGGACACCAAUGUUGGCAAUCCCUUUUUUCCUGGACCAGCACAAGAACGCGGAAGCAGUUGUAAAAACCGGAGUUGGCCUCAAGCUGGAGUUUUUGCUGUUCACAAAGGAGAAAUUCGAAUGGAGUGUUAAUGAAGUUUUAAAUAAUCCACUGUUCAAAGAAAAGGCUUGGGUUCGCUCGGCAAUCGCAAAGGACAGAAUCAACACGCCGCUAGAAGAGGCUGUGUUUUGGGUCGAGUACAUGAUUCGACACAACGGCACUAAACACCUUCGAACCGCAGGACACCAUUUGAAUUGGUUCCAACUCCACUCGCUGGACGUAAUCGUGCUUUUCCUGCUGACUAUUACUGCUCCAAUUGUUGUUUUGCUCAAGCUUCUCUGCAGGAGAAAACAAAAUAAAAUUAAAACCAAUUCAGCCAAGCGAGGUGAAAUCAACGAGAUGAGGCUGCGCCUGUUAUCUGUGGCGCUCGCUCUCACUUUUUUGUUUGCCGGGUGCCAGCAGACGCUCGGUGCCAAAAUCCUGGCCAUCGCGCCCGUCAUCUCGCCAAGCCACGGCAUCUGGAAUCGUGCCCUGUUCGAGGGGCUGGCCGACAAGGGCCAUGACGUCACCGCUAUCAUCCCUUUCGUGGGCAAGAACAGGACUGGAAUCAGCUACCAUGAUAUCGGUGGGCUAAUGGAAGAUGAGAACUUCCUCGAAUAUGCCCAUUUGAGUGUCAAAGGCAACGUCGAUGCAUUCUGGGAUUUUUCUACAGAAGUGAACCCCGGUCAAGUUCAAUCGGAAGUGUCCAAAAGGCUGCUGAUCAACAAUAAAGAAAAGUACGACCUUGUCAUCCUUGAGAUGUGCUUCAGCGACGUUUUCACGGCAAUUUUGCCUAAAUUCCAAGCACCGAUUGUUGGAAUCAACGCCUACGCUGACGCAUGGUGGAACUGGGACGCGUUCGGGGUUGAUGUUCGCUCUUCAAUAUUCCCUAGUUCUAUUCUGCCUUACAAGUACCCAAUGACAUUCCCUCAAAGAGUUAUCAAUUUCAUGGUUCUAGUCUACGAUCGCAUUAAGAGAAGUAAUUCCCUCAAAGUCCAACAGGCCUUGGCAAAACAUGCUUUCGGAAAUGAAGCGGCUCAAAUAGACGAGGUUGAAAGGAAUUUCGACUUUUUCUUGGUAAAUAAUGGACCUCCAGGCGUGGACUUAGGCAGGGCCCUGCCGCCGAAUUUUAAGGAAGUAGGCUGCCUGCAGUGCAGACCAGCUGACCCAAGCAAACUCCAACCCAACGUCAGAGAAUUCCUGGACAGUGCAACGGACGGAUUCAUUUUCUUCAGCCUUGGGUCUAAUAUCAAGAGUACCGAUCUUCCAACUGAAGUGAAAAAGGAGAUUUUGGAAGUUUUUGGCUCUCUGAAACUAAAGGUUUUGUGGAAAUUUGAGGACGACGACCUGCCUGGCAAACCAAAGAAUGUCCUAAUCAACAAGUGGCUUUCUCAGCAGGACGUAUUAGGCCACAAUAAUAUGCGAGCUUUCAUUACGCACGGUGGCCGGCUCAGCACUCAAGAGGCAAAUUACCACGGCGUGCCGCUCGUUGUCAUUCCUUUUUUCGCUGAUCAGUACAAAAACGGAGCAAAAGCAAUCAACACGGGCGUCGGAGUUUCUUUAGAGUUUUUGAAAUUCACCAGAGAGAAGUUUGCCCAGGCCAUUCAAGAAGUGCUUAAUAAUCCGUUUUACAGAGAAAACGCUCAGCGGUACUCGUCGAUCGCCAAAGACACGCUGCACACGCCGUUGGAAGAGGCAAUUUUUUGGAUCGAGUACGUUAUUCGGCACAAAGGAGCAAAGCACUUGCGACCGGCCGGCCAGCACCUCAACUGGAUCCAGCUCCAUUCAAUCGACGUGAUUGCAUUUCUGCUCUCACCUCUUGUUCUAAUUGCGUUCCUCUUGAAAAAGUUCCUCUGCUCAAAGAAGGAGAAAGUCAAAAUUCAAUAAACUUGCUCGUCUUUUAAGAACAAUAA